Molecule: messenger RNA, 4326 nt
Organism: Aureobasidium melanogenum CBS 110374
Lineage: Eukaryota; Fungi; Ascomycota; Dothideomycetes; Dothideales; Saccotheciaceae
Product: putative ABC transporter
Exons: 3
Coding region: 1-4326 (1441 amino acids)
Biological process (GO): transmembrane transport
Cellular component (GO): membrane
Molecular function (GO): ATP binding; ATP hydrolysis activity; ABC-type transporter activity
Source: RefSeq, a predicted model, not a curated record
AUGCCAAUUCGCUCUAGGGGGACCGAAACUGUCAAUGAGCGAGAUGUUGCUGCAAAAAGUCGUUCAGAGAAGGACGCGCCGUCCAACAAAUCGAAGGGAGAUGGCGGGCGAACAGUGCCAUGGAGAGCUUUGUUCUUCUUCACCACCAAGUCACACCUGACAUGUCUGUUUAUCGGUCUUGCGGCAGCGAUCGCAGCUGGUGGCAUUACACCAGCGCAGUCAUAUCUGCUCGGUAAAGCUUUCAACGCAUUCACUAAUUCUAGCAAUCCUAGCGCUGUCCUUUCCAGCGUCACCAACUAUACCAUUUACCUCAUUGCUCUCGGGGUCGCGAGUUGGCUAGUGCACUUUGUCUUCUUCUCAGCCUGGCUUGCAUUUGGAGAGCUUCAGGCCAAUAGUGCUAGAGAAAGGCUGUUUCUGGGUAUGCUGGACAAGGAGAUCGAAUGGUACGAUAUGCGCAAGAACGGAAUCGGCGCCUUGAUACCUCGUCUACAAGCACAGAUAAGAGACCUUCAACUCGCCACCGCCCAACCCUUUGGUGAAUUGGUAACAUCAGCCGCAGGCGCCGCAGCCUCUCUAGGACUCGCUCUGUACACUUCCUGGAAACUCACUCUUGUCAUAAUCUCGACCGCGCCUGUCAUCGUCCUUGUUGUCGGCUAUCUAGGGUCGUCCAUGCAACAGUCAGUCACGAAGCAGCAAGAGAAACUCACGGAAGCUCUCAAAUUCGUCAGCAAUGCCAUCAAUGCCAUUGAGACUGUCAAGUGUUUCAAUGGCCAAGAACACGAAUUAAGCAAAUACUCGUCUCGCCUCAAAGAAGCCGCAAGCUGGUAUUAUCGCGUUGUCAAUGUAAAUGCCCAGCAAUUUGGCUUCGUGGGUUUUAUGACACUGGCCAUGUUCGUACAGGGUUUUUACUACGGCGGUGUUCAGGUCGAUAAGCACGAAAAGAACACAGGGGAUGUUGUCACAACCUUCUUCUCGGCCAUCAGCGCGUUCCAGGCCAUAUCCGGUAUUCUGCCACAGAUGAUAGUGCUCCAGAAAGGAAGAACAGCUGGGUCGACUCUUAGAGCCAUCAUGGCACAGAUGGCGAAGGACCCAAAUGCUCUGCCGUCGCCGUCGCUUUCGAAGCCAGGCAGAUGCGACGGCAACAUUGAAUUUCGAAAUGCAAGUCAAACACUAUGUGUGUCUUUUGCUUAUCCAGCGCGUCCAGACCGAAUGGCUUUGAGCAACGUCACAUUUUCUGUUCCAGCACACGACACUACGUUCAUCAUUGGGAAGAGUGGAUCCGGAAAGAGCACCUUCAGCCAGUUGCUCUUGAAGUUCUAUCUAGCAGCCUCGGGACAGAUACUCUUCGAUGGGUUACCUCUAGAAUGUUUGGAUCCUACCUGGCUCCGAAAUCAUGUCACACUUGUUGAGCAGCACAGUAUGUUGUUCGAGGACACUGUCUUCGGGAACAUUGCCAUUGGAACCGACAAUCGUCAGGGCGUUUCACAUGAAGCCGUAACUGGUGCUGCCGAGUUUGCUCUCUUGCUGGCCAUGAUCAACGAUAUGCCUCAGAGAUUCCAAACUAUGGUUGGAUCGAAAGGCGGCACUAUGAGUGGUGGCCAAAGGCAGCGGAUGGCCCUAGCUCGAGCAUAUCUACGAGAUACGCCUGUGCUUAUUCUGGACGAGUCAACCAGUGCACUGGACCAAGUGAGUCGUUCACUGAUGAUGGAAGCAAUUCGCCAAUGGCGCCAAGGCAAGACGACCCUGAUCAUCACUCAUGAUAUCACACAAAUUCUUCCUGAUGAUUACGCGAUGGUCUUCGAGGACGGCAAACUUGUACAAGAGGGUUAUCGCAAACGCAUGGAGCAGAUACAUGAUUCCCCUUUUCAAAAGUUCUUGUCUUUUGAGGCUGUUGCCGCGCCAGAUCCUUCAGAGAUCCAAGCCGACACGGAAAAUGAGUCGAAUGAAGAGCCAGCUCAUCAAGAGCCUACAGACGACUCCUUGGAGGCCCACUUGCAUGCGGGUGAGAAUCCACGGUAUUCUUAUCUGCCUGCACUUUUCGCGAACAGACACACGAAGGCAGCGUUCAGGGGUGCAUACGGCUUUGCUACUACGCUUAGUGAACUUGGCUCACCAAAUUUUGGACCUUCCUCGCCUAUGAACAGGAGGUCUAGCGGUGCAGACCCUACUACCUCACACGAGCUUCGAACUGAUGAGACUACCCGGCAAAGCAACAAAAUUGCUGGCGGGGGUAAAGAAAUAAACAAUAGGAAGUCUAUGGCGCCGGAGCUUCUCUACAAGUUCGUAGAGUCGACCGGAGAUCUAGCUGCUCGUGCGCGUCUUACUUCGGGUAACUCCAGGAGAAGACGUAUUCCCUCUGAUGGGUCUAUAUCUGCUGCCGGUGGUGGCACCGAGAUGAAACCUUUGUCGAAGUACAAGAAGAAACAGUUACCUGAGGACGACCAGCGGAUAUUCUCCUUAAAAGCUAUCCUCGGCACCAUCUGGCCUAGUCUUGAUUGGUAUAUGAAAGUUGUUCUCAUCAUCGCUUUGGUCGCUGCCUCCAUCAACGGCGCAUGUACCCCAAUCUUCUCCAGUAUCUUGUCCAAGCUGAUAGGAACUUAUGGUAAAGGCGACAAAGAAAAACAUACCGCUACGGUCUACACUGUUUCGAUUCUUGGUAUUGCAGUCUUGAGUGGCGUCAGCAGCUACAUUUUACAUUUACUCCUAGAAUACGCCGGUCAGGUAUGGAUCAAUACCAUGCGCGAGAGGUCUUUGGAGCGCAUCCUUGAUCAGCCUCGCGAUUGGUUCACCCGCGAGGAGAACUCGGUUUCGCAUGUGAUGGAGGGUUUGGACCGGCAUGCAGAAGAAAUGCGUAAUCUCCUCGGCCGCUUCGCAUCAUCUCUCUACAUAGCGCUUGUUCUGAGCGUUGUCGCCCUCAUUUGGGCUUUAACUUCACAAUGGAAGCUCACAUUGAUCGCAAUUGCUCUCGGCCCGUACGUAUACUUCGUCACCAAAUCUUUCAGCACUAUUAGUGGAAACUGGGAGGGUAGAAGCAACGACGCAGCUGAAGCUGCCGAAGCGAUCUUCACCGAAACAUUCACUAACAUCAAGACCGUGCGGGCCUUGACUCUUGAGUCUCACUUCCGAGAGAAGUACUUCCGCGCAACUAAGAAUGUGCUACAGAUUGGCUUCAGACGUUCUGUCUACACCGGCUUUUUCUUCGGUCUCUCGGAUUCUUCUGGAAUCUUCAUUAUGGCACUUAUGUUCUAUGCUGGAGCGAGAUUAAUACGUGAUGGUGCUAGCCCAACGAAAAUUGUUGAGGUUUUUGUACAGCUUGUCUUAGCAAUCACAAACGUGAGCCUUUACUUGGGUCUCGUGCCACAGAUAGGUCUUGCAAAGGACUGUGCCUCUCGCCUGCUUCGACUGUCGACACUGCCGAAAGAUUCGCAUGAACAUCUUGGUAACACGCAGAUCACAUCGAUUGGUGACAUCGAGUUACACAACCUGAGUUUCUCCUAUCCCUCUCGUCCGGCACAGACAGUACUCAAGAACGUUAAUCUGCUCAUACCAGCAGGCGAGACUACUGCGUUGGUUGGAUUUUCGGGAUCAGGAAAAUCUACCAUUGCUAGUUUGCUUCUGAAUCUCUACACGACUGCAAGCGAGAUUUCCGAAGUCAGUGGCGAGACACCGGAUAUCAUGCUUUCAGGUCGCGACCUGAAGCAUAUUCAUACCCCAACACUGCGUUCGUUGAUCACAGUCGUCUCACAGACUCCAGUACUGUUUCCUGCAACAAUCACGGAGAACAUAAUAUAUGGACUACCGCAGUCAUCCCCUUACAACAACAUGGCAUCAGUCCGUCGAGCUGCAGCUGCAGCGGGAAUUGAUGGAUUCAUCAUGAGUCUGUCACAGGGCUAUGAGACUUUGGUAGGCGAAGGUGGUACUGGAUUGUCAGGUGGACAGGCCCAACGGUUAGCCAUCGCCAGGGCUCUGGUCCGCAGACCAGCAGUCAUGAUCCUCGACGAAGCAACGUCCGCGCUCGACGUAAAAAGCUCGAGCUUGGUCCGAGACACCAUACAAGGCUUGGUUGAGCGCGAUGGCAGUGGUAUAACUGUUAUAAUCAUCACCCACAGCAAAGACAUGAUGAGCAUUGCAAAGAAUAUCAUAAUGCUUUCUCAAGGAAAGGUCAUUGAGCAAGGAAGCUACGAAGGAUUGCUGCGCAAGAGAGGUGAGUUCUACCACCUUCUGAGAGGUGGAGAGUGGUCCGAAGAGCCGAACGUAGAGGAUGGCAUUACUGUGCAUGGCCUGUCAGAUGCCAUAAUUUGGACAAAAGGCAAAGCAGGACCAUAA